Molecule: messenger RNA, 873 nt
Organism: Dibothriocephalus latus
Lineage: Eukaryota; Metazoa; Platyhelminthes; Cestoda; Diphyllobothriidea; Diphyllobothriidae
Source: the annotation of a GenBank genome assembly
AUGCUUUAUACUCGCAAGGAAGCUGUAACCUUCCAUGGUAAUUUGAAAGAAGAGCGACUCAACACCUCAAGAUCUCUUCGGAGUUUCAAUGGGGCGAGAAAGGCCUUUCUUGUGAAGGCGUCAAGAAAACAUAAUGCAAAGCCUCGGGAAGAGAUGCCAAGGGAUGAGAAUGACAGUCUUGAGAUAAUGUUCAAUUCUUCCUCGUCUAUUAAUGCCGAAAACGUGUCAUACUAUUCGUCCCUUUCGAGGAACGAUUCUGCAACUGGAUGGCACGAUGAGACCGCUGAUUGGAACAACAUUGAAGUUGCCUCGGUUAACUCGCGGGGCGAUCACGUCGGAUCCGGCUGCAGAGUUACGCCCGUCGAAAAACUUGAGGGUCUUAGUGACCGCUCGUCGUCGCCGCGUAAUUCUUUUGAAAGCGACGAGACGCUGGUGUCUGACAGGGAGCCAGAGUAUAAACCCUCCAAUCGGAUUGUAACAGAGUGUACACCCAGGAUCCAGCAGCUCUUUCAUCCAACACACGCAAGUGGAGAUAAGAACCUAGAAGCUGGUGAAGCGACACAGCAUUCGGGCACCCCUGGGGCGCUGAGCGAAACAUCAGCUGUUAUACGUCUACAGCGUUGGUGGCGCAGACACCUUUGUCGUCAAAAGACUGAAGCUGUAAUGCUAGAGCAACUACUUGCAGAGGAGAAACGACGCAUCGGUGGGCGGGUAUCUUCACUUGCCUCAACACCCAGAUCGGCUAGAAAGCCGGUGGGAAGCCGAACACCCAGGGUAAGUAUUUCAGUCUCAUUAUCGAAGAAACCUCUGUUUUUGAUGCUGAGGCAUUUGCACAAUCAUAUCGGGUACGUGUUCGUAAAGGUAUAUUCCUAA